ACACUCAGACCGACUUACCAGGUGUCAUGUCUGGACGAGGCAAGCAGGGUGGCAAAGCUCGUGCCAAGGCUAAGACCCGCUCAUCUCGGGCGGGGCUGCAGUUCCCAGUGGGCCGUGUGCACCGCCUGCUCCGCAAGGGAAACUACUCCGAACGGGUCGGGGCUGGUGCCCCGGUGUACCUAGCGGCGGUGCUGGAGUACCUGACUGCUGAGAUACUGGAGCUGGCAGGCAACGCUGCACGCGACAACAAGAAGACGCGCAUCAUCCCGCGCCACUUGCAGCUGGCCAUCCGCAACGACGAAGAACUGAAUAAGCUUUUGGGUAAAGUCACCAUCGCGCAGGGUGGCGUCUUGCCCAACAUCCAGGCAGUGCUACUGCCUAAGAAGACUGAGAGUCAUCAUAAAGCCAAGGGCAAGUAGAGGCCUGAAUAACACUUGCUUGCCCCCUGGAAAAAAUUUGCCCUAUAAAAACCAGAGCUACAGACAACUCGAGGCUGCUCUCCAAAACCUCAUGUUGAGACACUGAGGCAGU
Molecule: messenger RNA, 531 nt
Organism: Otolemur garnettii (small-eared galago)
Lineage: Eukaryota; Metazoa; Chordata; Mammalia; Primates; Galagidae
Product: histone H2A type 1-D
Exons: 2
Coding region: 27-419 (130 amino acids)
Cellular component (GO): nucleosome
Molecular function (GO): structural constituent of chromatin; protein heterodimerization activity; DNA binding
Source: RefSeq, a predicted model, not a curated record